Molecule: messenger RNA, 1447 nt
Organism: Hordeum vulgare subsp. vulgare (domesticated barley)
Lineage: Eukaryota; Viridiplantae; Streptophyta; Magnoliopsida; Poales; Poaceae
Product: gamma-gliadin-like
Exons: 1
Coding region: 73-1272 (399 amino acids)
Source: RefSeq, a predicted model, not a curated record
CAUCAUCCAAACUGCACACAACAAGAUCAGAAACAUCAAUUCCAAGAAAGGAAUAGUAACCAUAAAUCCAACAUGAAGACCUUCCUCACCUUUGUCCUCCUUGCCAUGGUGAUGAGCAUCGUCACUACCGCUAGGCAACUAAACCCUAGCAGCCAAGAGUUGCAAUCACCACAACAAUCAUAUCUGCAGCAGCCAUAUCCACAAAACCCAUAUCUACCGCAACAACCAUUUCCAGUGCAGCAACCGUUUCCCACACCCCAACAAUAUUUCCCCUAUCUACCAGAGGAAUUGUUUCCCCAAUAUCAAAUACCAACCCCCCUACAACCACAACAACCAUUCCCCCAACAACCACAACAACCUCUUCCUCGGCCCCAACAACCAUUCCCCUGGCAACCACAACAACCAUUUCCCCAGCCCCAAGAACCAAUUCCCCUGCAACCACAACAACCAUUCCCACAGCAACCACAACAAAUAAUUCUCGAGCAACCACAACAACCAUUCCCCCAGCAACCACAACAACCUUUUCCUCAGCCCCAACAACCAUUCCCCUCGCAACCACAACAACCAUUUCCCCAGCCCCAGCAACCAAUUCCCUACCAACCACAACAACCAUUCAACCAGCAACCACAACAAAUAAUACCCCAGCAACCACAACAACCAUUCCCCCAGCAACCACAACAACCUUUUCCUCAGCCCCAACAACCAUUCCCCUGGCAACCACAACCACCAUUUCCCCAGCCUCAACAACCAUUUCCCCUGCAACCACAACAACCAUUCCCCUGGCAACCACAACAACCAUUUCCGCAGCCCCAACAACCAAUUGCGCACCAACCACAACAACCAUUCUCGUUCUCGCAGCAACCACAACAACCAUUCCCUCUGCAACCGCAACAACCAUUCCCCCAACAACCACAACAACCAUUUCCCCAACAACCACAACAAAUAAUUUUCCAGCAACCCCAACAAUCAUACCCUGUGCAACCUCAACAGCCAUUUCCUCAACCCCAACCAGUCCCCCAGCAGCGACCCCAACAAGCAUCCCCCCUACAACCGCAACAACCAUUUCCCCAGGGAUCAGAACAAAUAAUUCCCCAACAACCAUUCCCUCUGCAACCACAACCAUUCCCCCAACAACCACAACAACCAUUUCCCCAGCCCCAACAACCAUUCCGCCAACAAGUAGAACUAAUAAUUCCCCAGCAACCUCAACAACCAUUCCCUCUGCAGCCACACCAACCAUAUACACAACAAACCAUCUGGAGUAUGGUCUAGUCAUCAGGGGCCUAUGAAGCGACAAGUUGUAAUACUAAAUGGGUGGAUCAUCAUCCUUUAGUCAACGGAGUGUUUAAUGUAAUGAUGAUAAAUAAAGUGAUGUGCACCAUCAUGUGUAACCCCGACCUAUACUAGUUCAAAUGAGAAUAAAAGACAAAGAAAGUUCUUGUCACAA